UUCUGGUAGCUACAGCGUUGAAGCCCCACCUCCACUACCACCUUUUAUGUUAAUUUCAGCGUGAUCUCUGCACGGAGUGGAGGGAGCAGCUGAGUGCUGUUGGAUCUGUCGGCUGCCGCCUGCUGCCUAAUGUCGAUGAGGCUUUGGACAGACACAACCUGCCGGUAAUUCACUUUUGUGAACGGCGUCGUGUCCGUAUAAUGUCGCCGCCGAGGACGCGCGGCUGAGUGUGAAUAUCUGUGGAUCCAGCCGGUAGUUAGAGAAGGGGUGAACGCACCUUGCAUCCAGCCAUGGGAGGUCAGAUCACCAGAAAUACCUUCUACGAUUCUCUGAACGGGCCUUUUCCGGCCACAUCCCAUCGAUGCCACCACAAACCGAAGCGCUGCCUGCCCAUCCAGCCAUGUGGGAGUUUGUCCUCCUCUCCUUUGCUCUUCCACCCCAGCACCAAGGGUUCACAGAUAGUCAUGGACAUGUCCCAGAGGACCGUCAAGAGACAGGCCAGCUUCUGUAAUGCCAUCACCUUCACCAACAGACCUAUCGCUGUGUAUGAGCAAGUUCGGCUAAAGAUCACUAAAAAGCAGUGCUGCUGGAGUGGUGCCCUGCGUCUUGGUUUUACAUCCAAAGACCCAUCGAGAAUCAACCCAGACACCUUGCCGAAGUACGCCUGCCCGGACCUGGUUUCCCAGAGCGGCUUCUGGGCAAAGGCCCUUCCAGAGGAGCUCUCAAAUGAGGGAAAUGUUAUCGCCUUCUGGGUGGACAAAAAGGGUCGAGUGUUUUAUCGAAUCAACGACUCCAGCCCAAUGUUGUUCUUCAGUGGUGUGCAUGUCUCUGAACCUCUGUGGGCUCUCAUAGACAUCUAUGGCCUCACGAGGGGGGUCCAGCUGCUUGACAGUGAGAUGCUCCCUGUGGACAGCCUGCGUCCUCGUUCUUUUGCUGCCGCCCACCGGACCUCCAUUCAGCGUAACGGUGAAGACCCUCGCCUCUCCAUCAGCCUGUGUGACCUGAGCCUGCAGCAGCAGGAAGCUCAUCUGGAAGAAGAUGAUGAGGAAGAGGAACGACUGCAACCUCUAAGCUCCACCUCCUACCAUGUGCCCCAAAACUCUCAGAACUCACAGCAGUGCUCGCUGCUGCCCAGCCAUUUGGACACCGACCUGCACUUCCACCCGGUGCACGGCAUCCAUGUUACCGUGCUGGAUAAGCACACGGUGGGAAGGCCGGACCACCGUAGUGACGAGAGGACCCUGGUGUUCACCAGUCGGCCGAUGCGCUGCUCAGAGACUGUGUUUGUGAAAGUGAAGGCGGGUGCCACACGGCCCGGCUCGCUUUCUUACGGUGUGACAUCAUGUGACCCGGCCACCCUGAGGACCAGCGACCUCCCAUCCAACCCAGAGUCCCUGGUUGACCGUAAGGAAUUCUGGGCCGUGUAUCGUGUGGCAGUGUCACUCCACAGCGGAGACAUCUUGGGCUUCGUAGUGAACGCAGAAGGGGAGGUCAUGAUGAGCCAUAACGGCGUCAGUGCAGGGAUGCAGCUGUGUGUUGAUAACUCCAGGCCGCUCUGGAUGUUCUUCGGUCUGCAUGGUGCCAUCACACAACUCAGGAUUUUAGGCUCAUCUCCGCAUCCAGACGUUCGAGGCCUGUCAGUCCCCAGCUCCCCAUCCUGUACACCCAACACCCCCACAAUGCUUUGCAGCGGCAACUCCGAGCCCAACCUCAACACGCCCAUGAACAUCAACCUCAAUUCAAGCUUCAACUCAAACUACCACACUGUCUCUUCUUCCUCCACAGGUACAACCCCGAGCUCUCCUUUCUCCGGCCACCUUGUGUCACCCACCUUCCCGUCCUGCUCGGGCUCAUGGAGUGACGAAUGCACCAUUUGUUACGAGAAUGCGGUGGACACAGUCCUCUACGCCUGUGGACACAUGUGUCUCUGCUACACCUGUGGGCUCAAACUCAAGAAGAUGAACAAUGCAUGCUGUCCCAUCUGCAGGAGGACAAUCAAAGACAUCAUCAAGACCUACCGCAGCACGUAGGCUUGUGUUUGACAAAGUGUCGCAUCGUCAGGUUCAGCUCAAAUGGUUGUCAAAGCCAUGUAAUACUUUGUAAAGAUGGACAGAACAUAAAUGAAAGGUCCGCUUGUUUAUGUGUGCAAUCUGGCUCAGGUACUCUACCGCAGGACUCAUUCAUUGCAACAUUUUAUCUAUGUUAUGCCUAAUGCGCGUCUAUGGAAAGCUCACUGUGUCUUCUACCUAUGAUGUCUCGGUAAGGAGCCAGCAAUGACUUUCAUCAGAGACCUUCCAAAAAUACAGGGUGAUCUUCAGAACACAAAAUAUCUGCUCUACUGCAGAUAGGACUCGCGCCAAACACCUCACACCUUGAAUUACUAAUUACUACAGUGACUCUGUGAUUUGUGCAUCUGUUGAAGAGGAAGAGUAAUCUGGAGAGGAAUCUGCCCCUCUUCAUUCUGCUGGUGAGAGCAUCACCGCUAGUUAGUUUUACACGAAAUAAAAUUAACCAGAGCCGCAGAAGAAACAGGGAAAAUAAAUGUGUGGUCGCACUAGCUGCUCCUCCACUGCUUGUCAGAGAGCACUGGGUCAGAGUGUUGUUUUUAAGAGUAAUUUUAAUCAGUUCUCAACAAUAUCAGAGAAGAGAUCAGCACGUGCUUUCCCAACUGCUUCCAGAGACCAGUGAGGAAUGAAUAUAAAUUUUUUGUGGUGAAAACAUUUCUAAAAUAAGCCAUUUUAAUGAAUAUAAAAAUGCUCCUCCUGCAAUAAAACACAAACCUAAAGGGUAAAGAAAUCCUUAAAGGAACUUUGCUAGAUGAUAAAUUAAGUAUUUUGUUGGAUAACUCGCUACCUGCUGUGCUUCUGUGAACUUCGGGCAGGGCGAGAUGUGUAGUGCGAAGAGUAAAAAAGUGUGAAGGUUGUCUCCAUAGAAGGUCACGCUUUCAGUGAAUGAGGAUGUAAAUCAGUGAAGAGGGAGCGAGGGAGGCGGAGAGGAUGUUGUAUGUUUUGGACGAGGACAGGGGAGGAAGGGGCACCUUAGCCGUGCGUCUGCACAUCGUUUAAGCGCAAGUGUUUGCUCACUCAGGCACACCAGAUACAUCAUAGCGCUUGUAUGAAAGCCUGUAAAAUGUGGGACUUGCGUGGUUUGCAUGUCCUGCUUCUUGGCAUCUCUGGCUGCCGCUCUGUAAGCCGGCUGGAUGCUGUAAUUGGACAAAAGUCAUUCAAAUAAACACUGGUGGGCAAUGAAGUAUUUUUAACAUGCUGAAAGAGCACACAAGAAUGACGAAUCAACCUCUUCAUCACUGCAACAAACCCAUGAAACGCUACGUUCAGGUUACACACUUUCCUCUUGUACAUUAAAUAAGAUCAAAUAUUUGCUUUUCAGUGAUGACAUAUUUCAGUACACUGUGUCUUCAAGUGGAAAAGAAAUUCACACGUGUGCAGCCUGUGACCAGGAUGUAGCGUGUUAUUGCGGAACAUUGUGAGAAUUUAAUUUGCAUAUCAGUUUCUGAGUGCUGCUCUUUGUCGGUAAAAGCAAACUGCAAGGACAUUUUCACUUGACUAAUCUCAUGCAUUAUGUACUGUGCUUUGAAUUGUUAAGAAAUAAGUACAAGCUAUUUUCAGGUGUGAUUUUGGCCUUGAUGAAACAUCACUCAGUGUUUUGUAAAGUGGUAAGUGCUGACUUGUUUUUUUUUUUGUUUUUUUUUUUUUCAAGGUGUUAGCUUCAGCUUGAGUCAUCUCGCCGCUGCUGGAGGGAAAAUUAGCAGUCAUGUUGUAUGAAGUUUGACUCACGGGUUUCUUGUGUGCCUUUUAAAAAGAGAAGUCUGGACAAACUUUGGUCUGUUAAGGCUCCUCACGGUGAAAACCAUGAGGAACACUGAGGUUCAUGUUCAUUUUACUCUUUUGUGGUCGUGGUGUCUUUGACGUGAGCAGGUAACCACACAAAUUACGAUGCUACGUGAACAUUUCAGUAAGAUCAGUGUGUGAAUUAAUUCACUGCUAACGAUGACAUGUUUAAAUAUUAUCCUGUCCCCUCUGUGCCUGCAUUGUGUAAUACUGGAAUUUUGUUGCUCAGCCUUUACAUUUCAACCUGUUUUUGUUUUUCCUCCUGACCAAAUAUGACCUUUAGCAGAAAUAAAGCCUGGUGAACAAUUUUUGAUAGAAAAAUGGUCUGUAUAAUAUUAACUGUACAUUAUGAGGUUUAUUUAUUUUGUCAAUGCUAUUAUAAAGCUCUCUCACUGUUUGUUUUUAUAUGUAUGGCUGUUGUGUCCAAAAAAGAAUAUUGUUUUUAUAUUGUUGCAUAAAGAUGACGGAAAAUUUUAUUCCCCUGAAAGGCUCUGUGGAUCAGCUGAUUUUCACUUCAAUGAAUAGUUUGACAUUAUGGGAAGCUUUUACUUGUGGAAAGUUGGAUGGGAAGAUUGAUGCUACUCUCCAGGGGUGGAAUGUAACUUUUGAGUACAAAAGCGCAAACACUGUGCUUGAGUAUAAUUUUGGUGCAGUACUGUAUUAUUUUAACAUUGUGGUAUCAAUAUGCUACUUUUACUUUAGGGUUGAUAUUACUGCUGAGUAGAUGAGAUGAUGAAUUUUGGAGCAGAUACUUAGGCUGGACAUCGCGAUCAGGGAGCCACACCCACAUCUCAGACACACACACACACAGUGCAGCACAGGAAAAAACACGGACAUGGAGGCAUGACAGUGACAGUAACCACAUUCCCCAUUUUCAGUCUUCAUGUAAAGCUAAGUGUCUCCUACUGGACAAAUAUGAGAGAUGUGUCAAGCUUUUCAUCUAACUCUUCACCAGUGAGUGGAUUAACAUAUUUCCAUCCAUCCACCCACCCACCCGUUAUCUAUCACCACUUUGUAGGGUCACAGGGUGGGGGAUGGAGGCUGUCUCUGCUGACAUUAGGUGACAGGCAGGGGACAGGUCGCCAGUUCAUCACAGGGCUGACACGUAGAUACAAACAACCAUUCCGGCUCAAUUUCACACCUACAGGCAAUUUAGAGUCACCAGUUAAUCUAACCUGCAUGUCUUUGGACUGUAGGAGGAAGCCAGAGAAUCCAGAUGGGAGAACAUACAAACUGAAAGACCCCAACCGUAUGCUAUUAAAGGGGAAUAAAAUUUAUAAAGCUUGGCUUUGGUUACCUAUUAGUUGGUGAAAUUAUGUUUGUCCUUCUUGUGCAUAUUUAAAAUGAUAUAUUGAAUUUGUGUUGUAGUGAAGCAGGCGUGGUCAUAAUUCUGUCAGAGGUUUUUUUUUUUGUUUGUUUUUUUUUUUUCAAAUGUGACCAAAUAUUUGCCAUUCUUAGAAAACAAAACCAGCAAGUACAUGAAGGCGGGCAUUUCGUACACAAAAAUCAGCUCAUUACUUUGUUUUCCUCUGCUUGGGAUUUCUAUUAGUUGUUAAAACAUUCUUAAAGUGGUUUAGUUAUGGUCAGCUUGUUAAAUAAAGUUUAAGUCUGAA
Molecule: messenger RNA, 5461 nt
Organism: Scatophagus argus
Lineage: Eukaryota; Metazoa; Chordata; Actinopteri; Scatophagidae
Product: E3 ubiquitin-protein ligase NEURL1-like
Exons: 6
Coding region: 291-2030 (579 amino acids)
Biological process (GO): nervous system development; negative regulation of Notch signaling pathway
Cellular component (GO): postsynaptic density; plasma membrane
Molecular function (GO): ubiquitin protein ligase activity
Source: RefSeq, a predicted model, not a curated record